Messenger RNA from Hippocampus comes (tiger tail seahorse), 706 nucleotides. RefSeq names its product TRAF3-interacting protein 1-like. The transcript is spliced from 2 exons. Lineage: Eukaryota; Metazoa; Chordata; Actinopteri; Syngnathiformes; Syngnathidae. The record is from RefSeq and is a predicted model, not a curated record. The annotation marks the transcript as partial.
UUGAAUGAUUCCAGGAGAAGAAGAUGACGGAGCCGAUCGAGAGCGGGGUUGAGAAGGCGCCAGAGCCGCCCCGAGAGCAAGAGAAGCACCGUCGAGACGGCGAGAGGGAACAGCGUCCUGACAGGGAGCCUUCGGCCAAGAACCACCGGCGGGAGCAGGAGCUCGCUAAAGAUGGCGAGCAAGAAGACAAGAGUCGCCAACGGCAGCGAGACAAGGCUAACGACGACGCGCAAAGCAGCGAAAGGGAGCGGGAAAAGGAGAAGGAGAAAAGUCAAGCCAAGGAAAGCAGCAAGCCGAGAGAGAAAGAGAGGGACAAGUUAAAAAGCGCAGAAAGCGAGCGACACAAGCCGUCUUUGUCACAGACCGAAAGUCCGGCAAGAACGAGUCAGCCGUCCUCCGCCAAAGGGCAAAGAAGGAAAAACACUUUGGGAGAUGAAUCCAACAGCGAAGUCGGCGGUAAGUCUUCCUCUUUUUAUGAAGUGAAAGAAAUGUCGCGAGAAAAGAGAGCUCCUGCACUCGCAAAAACAGUCCUGCCGCGUUUCGGCGGACGCUCGACAAAGGCCCAAUUUGGAAUUGCGCUUUCGUCUACUCCAGACAAGUCAAUCAUCGUAUGGACCUUUCACGGGUCCCCAACACAACUCCACAAAAUACAUCCAGACACAAAAUUCGGAAAAACGAUUCCCCCUACACCAGUUUCAAGGGGGUG